Elgaria multicarinata webbii is the source of this 6933-nucleotide messenger RNA. RefSeq names its product protein phosphatase 3 catalytic subunit gamma (gene PPP3CC). Gene Ontology annotation, biological process: calcineurin-mediated signaling. The transcript is spliced from 15 exons. Gene Ontology annotation, cellular component: cytoplasm; calcineurin complex. Lineage: Eukaryota; Metazoa; Chordata; Lepidosauria; Squamata; Anguidae. Gene Ontology annotation, molecular function: calmodulin-dependent protein phosphatase activity; calmodulin binding. Bases 286 to 1851 code for a protein of 521 amino acids. The record is from RefSeq and is a predicted model, not a curated record.
CGGCCUUGACAGCUUGUGCCUUGUGCGCCGUAGAAGUGGGGGGAAGCGAGUAGCGACGCUGGCGCAUGCGUGGUAGUGGGCAGGCUCGGGGGGCUCGGGUGGAGAGAGCCGCCGCCUGGGCACUGAGAGGAUUCCCCAGUUUUUGCGCUGCCGUUGCUGCCGCCACCACUACCACGACCGCCGCCGCCGCCGCCUGGGCCUGCUUAGCAGCUGCUGCCGUUGGAGUCCCGGCCCCUCCCGUAGGGAGGCAGGAAAGUCCCGGGAGCCGACGGGACAGGCGGGACCAUGUCCGGGCGCGCCCAGAGCGGCAAACUGUCCACGACGGAGCGCAUCGUGAAGGCUGUCCCUUUCCCUCCUACACAGCGGCUAACCCUGAAAGAAGUUUUUGAGGAUGGGAAGCCCAGGUUGGAGGUCUUAAAAAACCACUUGGUGAAAGAAGGGCGUCUGGAAGAAGAUGCAGCACUGAAGAUAAUCAAUGAUGGAGCUGCCAUCCUGAGACAUGAAAAGACCAUGAUUGAAGUUGAGGCUCCAAUCACAGUGUGUGGUGACAUUCACGGGCAGUUCUUUGACCUGAUGAAGUUGUUUGAAGUUGGAGGAUCACCCAAUAACACUCGCUACCUCUUCCUGGGAGACUACGUGGACAGAGGCUACUUCAGUAUAGAGUGUGUGCUGUAUUUAUGGAGUUUAAAGAUCAACCAUCCCAAAACCCUCUUCCUGCUCCGAGGGAAUCACGAGUGCAGGCACCUCACAGAAUACUUCACCUUUAAGCAGGAAUGUCGAAUCAAGUACUCGGAGCGGGUGUAUGAUGCAUGCAUGGAUACAUUUGACUGUCUUCCUCUUGCUGCCCUUUUGAACCAACAGUUUCUGUGUGUCCAUGGAGGGCUGUCUCCUGAAAUCACAUGUCUAGAUGACAUUAGAAAAUUAGACAGGUUUAAGGAGCCCCCAGCCUUUGGUCCAAUGUGUGACCUGCUGUGGUCUGAUCCAUCAGAAGAUUAUGGCAACGAGAAGACACUGGAACACUUUACCCACAACACUGUUCGAGGUUGCUCCUAUUUCUACAGUUACCCCGCGAUUUGUGAAUUUUUGCAAAACAAUAAUUUGUUAUCUGUGAUCCGAGCACAUGAAGCCCAGGAUGCCGGGUACCGAAUGUACAGAAAGAGCCAGACUACAGGUUUUCCAUCCCUAAUCACAAUCUUUUCUGCACCCAAUUAUCUAGAUGUCUAUAACAACAAGGCUGCUGUGCUGAAAUACGAAAACAAUGUCAUGAACAUCAGGCAGUUCAACUGUUCUCCACACCCCUACUGGCUUCCAAAUUUCAUGGAUGUUUUCACGUGGUCUCUGCCUUUUGUAGGGGAAAAGGUUACAGAGAUGCUGGUUAACAUCCUCAACAUCUGCUCUGAUGAUGAGCUCAUUUCAGAUGGAGACGAAACAUUGGACGAUAACUACAUUUCAAGCUAUCCGAAAGGAGGCACAAAUGCCCGUAAAGAGAUCAUCAGGAAUAAGAUCAGGGCCAUUGGGAAGAUGGCACGAGUCUUUUCGGUUCUUCGAGAGGAGAGCGAGAGCGUGCUGACGCUCAAAGGCCUGACUCCCACAGGUACUCUGCCCCUGGGAGUCCUUUCAGGGGGGAAGCAGACUCUGCAAACUGCCACAGUAGAAGCAGUAGAGGCACGGGAAGCCAUCCGUGGAUUUUCGCCACAGCAUAAGAUUCGCAGCUUUGAAGAAGCCAGGGGGCUAGAUCGUGUCAACGAGCGCAUGCCGCCCCGCAAGGAUUCAAAGCACCCAGAUGGGCCGGUGAACUUGACCUCAACAAACUCUGCGGAAAAGAACGGGACAGGGAAGAAAGCCCAGUAACAGUUCAAGCCGCCCAGUCUGUAUCACUAAAGGAUCCAAAACUUAACGAAUUCUAUUUAUUUAUUAUGAAGUGGGGGGAGGGGGGGGAGAAACCAACUUAGCCUGGAGGCACAUCCAUAAUCCAGUUUGCAUCCAUUCUGUAAGAGAGGUGACCAUUUUGUAAGUUUUUUAAAUUUUAUGUUCAAUAUAUAAGAAGUCAUCUUUUUUUUAAUUUAGGAAUGGGUCUAAAUACUAGUGCAUAUAUAAAGUGUUGUUCUGUACAGAUGGCCCCUUCCCUGCCAAAAGGGAAGGAGCCUGUGUUGUGGGAGGGAAGCAGAAAACAGCCCAGGGCGACUCUCCUGUCUGAGUCAUUGGAACCGUUUUAACCUAUCCUCGUUUUAAAAAGUGGCAUCUUUGAUUUGAAAACGACAUUCUUCUCCCAGCUUUUGCUGUUUCCCCCCCCCCCUUCUAUUCCUCACAGCAUCCGAUGCUCCAGCAGUUGACUUCUAUUAAAGGCAUGUUGCAUAGGGCAAUUGGUAGAUUCUCCUUUUUGGGACCCUGUGUUAGAAGCAAAUGUUGAAAUCCAGCUCCAGAUAAAUUGCUGGAACUGGGGAAUGAAACUCUCCCAUCUCCUCUCUUUCUCUCUCUCUCUCUCUGCCUCCUCAAAUGUUCCCAUUGCUUUUCCCUUCGGGAAUCUGGUUUCAGCAGAGAAAUAAAAAAAUCUCUUGGAAUAAACCAAUGGGUGGGCUUUGAUGAAUGUGAUCCUGUGGCCUCCAUUCAUCUGAAAGUCUCUCUGGCUCGCUCGCUCUUUUGCGUCCACCCAUCUGGCUGCUUGUAUUUUCCAGGCACAUAACCAUAAAUGCAUCAGCAUCACACAGGUGGGAUUUAUGUUGGCUUCUCCGUGCAAAAACAACCUGCACAGAUUGUCCUGGAGUUGUGAUUUUAAUGUGAAAACCUGUAUGAGAUUAGUAUUUUGAGAAAGAGGCCCUUGCCCUUCUUCCCACAUCCUGCCUUUCACACGCACUGCACUAAAAUGGCUUCAUAAUGUGAGCCCCAGCAGAAAAUAGUUCUGAGCUGUGCCUGUCCAGGGGCUUCCUGCAUUCCCAGUUUUAGAAUUGUGAGUGGUGUGGGAAAUGUGAGCUGUAGGAAGAAGGUACAGUUUGGGGUGGAGUUCUGCACCAAUAGAACUGGCUUCCUUUAUCUGGAUCAUACCACCCGCAUUGCCCAGCCUUGGGGUAUGAGGACAGGUGGAAAACCCGCUCAAGCUAGGAAUGCAUGCUUGGUUGGGGGUGUCCGUUGGACUCCGAGAGGACCAGCAGACCUAAAAGAAGACCUAUGCAUGGCUUCUGCAUGAAAAUGGACAGAGCUCUCUUAAGCUGAGUACUAAAGGCUUCUCAGUAAUCUCAGGGGCACAAUCAACCAGUAAGAGCUGCUGAUUCUUCAGCCUCCAUAAUAAUUGGGGAAAUUACCUUUCGUAUGACGCUGGAGUCGUUGGCAUUUUGGCCAGCAAGCGUGGGCUGAAUUUCCAUGAUCAAAGCAUCUUCCGUCCGCAUUAGCUCAAGGGGCUGGGAGCCUGCACUCCUACCAUGUUCUGCUCAACCCUGCAUCUCCCUGCAGGUUGGACUUGGAAAAGUCAGCCAGCUGUUAUUGCUGUGAACAGGAGCCACCACUGCGUCCUCCGCUCUCGCUGCCCCAAGCUCGUAGAAGUGACAGCUGCUUCACGCUAUCUGUGAAAAGGGUGUUUGUGGGCAGGCACAGAUCCCUUAAUUCAAGUUUGCAUCUGGCAAAGCAAAGCUUGCCUCUUCCUCAAAGGAUAAAAAACCUUGACGGCAUGAUUGCUCAGUUGACUGAAUAUCUCCGUCUUGUUGUUUGCCAAGUAUUUUAAAACCCACCAAGGGUUUUUACAAAUGCAGGGAACGUGUUUACUGCAGGCUUUAAUCAAAGCCCGCAAUUGUCCUUGGGGUGACUCAUGAGUAGCAUUCUGUAAGGAAGGGAAGUAUCUUUUCUCAGCAAGAAGAAGGACACACGUGGGUGGAUGUUGCAGGUGGAAAGUUGGGGUGGUAGUUAAAGCUUAGGAGAGUUGGGGUGACCCAUUCUCUUUUUAAACAUGCAAGUUAAUGGCCAGAUGGCCCUGCACGGGGAACCCUCUGAAGACUUGAGAAGAGCAAAUUUAGGAGUAGAACCAGUGAUUGGUCAGCAGCUGGAGCCAGAGGUCUUUGUUCUGUGAUGGAUAUGUGUUUUCAGUCCGAGUUGGAAGCAGGGAGGGGGUGUUAUAAUGUGCCAAAGAACAGCAACUGAACAGAUGGAUUGUGCAUUGACGAAGGGACCCCUGAGUGUGGAUUAAUGAGACUGAUACGUUUCCGUUAUUCUAACUUUGAUGGAAACCAGGCCAUGGUGAUGUUGGUGGCGUCGUUUUUAAUCCAAACUUGAUCAUUUGUUGGAAGGAGGUGCAGAUGCCUUCUCCUUGGGAUUACCUCACUUAGUUCCCCCGCCUCCGUUUGUGGUAUGUUUGAAUUGGUCUUCCACCAGCAAUUCUUUCGUCCACCCUCUUCUGGCUUCAUCAGAUGGAACAAUCAGGCAGCGCAGGUCAGGGCAGAACCUCCAAAGGAUGUCACUUCUUUCCCCAGUUCAGAAGCCUCCUCGUUCAGAAUUAUGACAUUGGUGGGUUUAUCUGCAUUUCAGAGCAGAGGUGGGUGGGUGGGUUAUGUCCUCAUUGCCACCCUUUUUACAUCAACUGCUGCUUUGAAACUGUGUGAAUUUUAUUUGCGUUAAACUGUGCAUGCCUCCUUUCACAGCGGGGGUCGGAACCGCUGCCCUUGCGCUAAGAGGGCCUGAUGUGGAGGGCCUCCAGACUGAGAGAUGCAAACUCUUAUGGACCAUCCAGAGUGAAGGGAACUUGCACCUUCAUGGCACGUACUUUGGGCAAUGCGGCUGCAGCCUUUCCGCCUGCUCUCAUGAUGCUUCUGGGAAUAUGUCAAAACUUCCACCCAGGGGGUUGGGCCUUCCUUGUUCAUUUACAUAACAUGCAAAUGAUGGACCUCCCAGGUGGGUGCGUGGGAGGGAUUAUGAAUUAUGUCAAUCUGUGUGGAAGCCCAACCGUGGAUUGGAUGGAAGUCUUCAUAUAUCCCAGGGAGCCACGUGGAAGCCAUCAAGGCAACCAUAUCACCUGAAUCUCAGCCACAGAAUUCUGGAUCCUUUCAUGUCUCAUUUUUUCUUGGUGUCAGGAAGAUACAGCCAACGUCUCCCUGCUCAUCGCUUUUGGGAAAUGUUAAUUCUUGGCAAUGGUGUACACGUGACCCUCUUUGCCUACUGGACAGUUGUAAUUUUGCACACGGCCUGCUUUUUUAUUUAAAUUGAAAAGGCCCAUGGGCCCUAAAAUACCAGGCUCUUGGCUUCUCCUUGCAGACUGGCUAGGUACAUCCUGCAGCUCCUUCAUCUCUUUAUACCCCAUUUUCCUUUUUCUCCUCUCGAGUAAAAUGGUGACCCUAAAGCCACUGCUUUCCUGGUGUGGUGGUUUUUGCUCUGGAGACCUGGAAUGAUCUAUCCACCUGGUCUCCCUCCUGCCCACAAAAUAGACUCGCCUCCUUGGAUUGCACCACAUUUGAAAAACGGGCGGUGUGACGGUUUCUGAAAUGCCAGUGCCAGGCAGCCCCAAGUUCUGUCACAGAGAGGCCCCAGUCUCUGCUGGAGCAGCUGUUCCAAGGAAGUGUCAUUUCUGAGGCAGGAGGAGAUGUUCACUUCCACAGGCAGGAGCUCUGGGUCCUUUCCCUUCCUUUCAGGAUCACUCCGAUGCCCUCAAUUUAAAGAUCCUAUGUUCCGCACAGAAAGACCACUGGCUGUCAGGCCAAGCCUAGGUUCUGGUUGCUAAGGGAACGGUAGCACUGGGGCUUCUUGUUCGCUCAGCACAGCAGCAGUGAUCUGGAGGGGGGCUGGGGUGAGCAGUGGCAUGGUUUGGGGGAGGGGGCAUUCAUUUCCCCCCCCCCCAUUAGGUAAUGAUCAUUCUGUAAUACGUCUUCAGCUGCCUGCCUCCCUUUUUCCUGAAGGAGUGAGUGAAAUUCCUGAUACUUUAAAAACAGCGAAGUGGGUGACAAGGGGCAGACCUUGGCCUGGAAGAGGAGCAAACUCUUGACAUCUACACUCCUCCCUUUGAGUUCCCUUUUCUCUCUCUUUCCGUCUCCAGUUCUCCCUUUCCUUCAGCCCCCUUAGCAAAGAGUUGGAAAUGCAGAGUUGACACCAGCUUCCAAUGAUCAGCACUGAAGCCUUAACGCUUGCCUGCUUUUCUUUUGACCUGGGAAAGAGAGACACAGCCCCUUCCUGGCGAGGAGUUGGCCCCGGCUUCACUAAAGCCAAUGUGACAUUUCUUGGUCCUUUAAACAGAAUACAGAAGCUGGGGAGAGCACCUUGGUACAUGUUAACCACAGUGAAGACUGGGCCCAACUUCUGCCUUAACUGUGGUGAAGGACCGUGAGUGCAUGCAGAAUUCGCACAAGAGAGGGCAGGGAUUAGGGGAAGGAAGCGUGAUGUUCCUUACCGGCUCCUGAUCUCUUAGCCAUGAUGAAGAGAUGGGGAUGUUUGCACAUACAGCAGCCCUCAGAGUGAUCUCCGGUCAUAAGAUAGCAACCCAAAGAUCCAGCGCUCCAGAAGGGGCCUCCACUAACCAUGUUAAAAAGUGGCAUCCCGGUUGUGGCAUGCAAGUGCUGCCGUCCCAUGUUAUGCCUGUAAAGAGGAGAAUUUGGUGUUCAAAACGGUGCUGGAUUGCGGGGUGUGUGUGUUAAAAAUUACGUGCAAGUACUGGGGAAACCGACUUGGGUCGAUUGUCCCAUUCCACCUUCCUUGGAGAUGUAAAUGCCAUAAGGGGUCUUACUCCUCCUCUUCCCACCCCUCCCACUCCAUUCUCCUCUGUUGUGGUGGUGGUGUUUUAAUUCCAGGGACAAUCUUGAGCGAUGGCAGCGGCAAAAAAUUAAAGAAACAAAAAGCCAAGAAAACAACCCGCCAGCCCAUCAGAUUCCAGAGUAUUCAUGGCUGUGUGCACUGCCCCCUUAACUGUGAGGUUGCCUAAAAGCAGCCUUUUAUUUUUUAAAUCGUUAUCUUGCAUGAUAAAAA